Vicia faba (fava bean) is the source of this 378-nucleotide messenger RNA. The record is from the annotation of a GenBank genome assembly. Lineage: Eukaryota; Viridiplantae; Streptophyta; Magnoliopsida; Fabales; Fabaceae.
AUGGCUAGAAGCCAGGUGAAAUUUAAUGAGUGUUUCAUUCAUGUUUCUUCUUCCGUCUCUUAUAUUUUUUCUUUUGUUUCUUUUAUCGAAAUCACGGUUAUCUCUACUCAUUUAGAUAUUGAGGAUUUUGUGCUUCUUAAAAGUUUUAAGGUGAAUAUUCGAUCUCCUAAAGCUUCCAAUAUUAUUGAGGUUAUUUGGCAGCCACUUCCUAGAAAUUGCAUAAAAUUGAAUUGUGGUGGAGCUUCUAUUUAUACGUCGGGAUUUUCAGCUUGCGGUGACAUUGCUAGAGACAAUGACAAUGGUUUUUGGGGAGCGUUUGCUUCUUUUUUGGGAGUGAUGAAUUCUCUCAUUGCUGAACUCCGGGGUGCUAUGCAUUAA